AUGGCAAGGGGCUUGGGGACACUCUUGGGUCUCCUCUCUGUCCUCCCUUUCCUGCAGACAGAGCAGACAGUGUUUAUGUCUGGUGAUGAUGCAAACAAAGUUAUCAAGAGACACAGGAGAGCCAAUUCCCUGCUUUUGGAGGAGGUCCUUCAGGGCAGCUUGGAAAGAGAGUGCCUGGAGGAAAGAUGCACACAUGAAGAAGCAAGAGAAGUGUUUGAAAAUGAUGAUAUGCUUAAAAUGUUUUGGGAUGCCUAUUAUGAUGGCAAGAGGUGCUCUUCAAACCCAUGCCAGCACAACGGCGUAUGCAAGGACAACAUCCGCAGUUACACGUGUACCUGUACGGAUGGUUACGAAGGGGAGAACUGUGCUUUCGCUAAAAAUGAAUGUCGACACGAAGCAAAAGAAGGAUGUCACCAUUUCUGCUACCCAGGAAAGACGUCCUACCGCUGCUCCUGUGCCGAGGGCUACGAGCUCGGCAAGGAUAAGAAGCAGUGCAUUGCGUUAGAUCAGUGUGCAUGUGGCACAAUUCAAGACACUAAUAAUCUGAUAAGUGAAACCAGGAAGAAACGUGACAGGAGAUUUCCUUGGCAGGUGCUGUUGCUAAAUUCAGAAGGGAAGGGCUUCUGUGGAGGAGUGCUGCUGAAAAGUAACUUUGUAUUGACAACGGCAGAGUGUGCGCUACAGCACGGCAAUUUUGAAAUCAGGAUUGGUGCUGGGCAUAACGGGACAAACGGAACCGAGGAAAGAGUGCGAGUUACUGAGAUCCACAUCCACAUACGCUACGAUGAAGACACGGGCGAGAACAACGUUGCGCUACUCCAACUCCAAGCACACGUUGAGUGCCACACACACCGGCGCCCUGUGUGCAUGCCCGAGAGGGACUUUGCGGAACACGUCUUGAUCCCCAGAAUGGUUGGUACGGUCAGCGGCUGGAAAACGGGCAGCGAGGAAGGCCAAGAGCUGCAGGUUUCCUACCUCCCCGCUGAGGCCUGCCAGCGAGCGCUCAACGGCAGCCUCACAAACCGGCAGUUCUGCGGGCGCCGCCGGGAGGCCGCAGACAAGGGCCUGGCCGGAGGCGGCUUCGUUGCCACCGAGUACAAGGGCACCUGGUUUCUCACGGGCAUCCUGGGAUCCUGGCCGCUAGAGAACAGUGACUGGGAGACAUUUCUGUUCACCAACACCGCAAGGUAUAUGGUAUGGUUUAAACAAAAAAUGAAGUAAGACACGAGGCAACCAGCUCUCCACCAACAAACUCCUCCUGAUGGCUGCAAGGAGCACCUGGAUGGGCCUGUAGAUCAGUUUGACUCUCGGUCACAACAUGCAGCAAUGGAAACUGCAAUAAUACUGUAAAUAUUU
This is a messenger RNA of Tinamus guttatus (white-throated tinamou), 1356 nucleotides long. It is a transcript of the gene PROZ, whose product is annotated as protein Z, vitamin K dependent plasma glycoprotein. Gene Ontology annotation, cellular component: extracellular region. NCBI's taxonomy places the organism in Eukaryota, Metazoa, Chordata, Aves, Tinamiformes, Tinamidae. Gene Ontology annotation, molecular function: calcium ion binding; serine-type endopeptidase activity. The record is from RefSeq and is a predicted model, not a curated record. Gene Ontology annotation, biological process: blood coagulation; proteolysis.